AUGCUUAAAGCGAUGCGCAUGUAUAAAUCAACGUGCUAUGGAGUCAUUUUCGUGUUGUUUGCAUUCGCCUCUGCCUGGGAUCCCGUUGUUGAUUGCCCUGAUGGCGAGAAACGUGCUCAGGUCCAGCCAAUCAAGGUUGUUGAUGGCUCAAUCACAUUUGACACAACAUUAGCCAGCACAUUUCUGAUACGACAUGAGGCAUCAUAUAUCACUACUGCAGUUUUCGGCCUGGGAGACCCUUCAACGUACACCAUUCCACCGCAGGGAACACCACCGGUUGGGACUGUCAUAAAGAGAACUCCUUUAACCACAAUCACUUCAAUCAUCUCUUCAUUGACAACCGCGCGGACGCGGACACUGACUCCUGAUCAGCCUGGUGAUCCGACUACUGUUGUCAUUGAAGAGCCUGAGUACAGAACUCGAACAGAAGGCGUCGAAGUUGAUCACACAAGGACCGUCCAAGUGGGUGAUCCUGGCGAUCUCGAGACAAUCACGGUCGGCUGGGAUUAUUACACCACCUUCAUGGAGAAAGGGAGCAAUGGAGACCCUGUUACCAAGGUUGUUCAUGUUGACGACCGAACCACAAUUGUUGUUGGGCAGCCAAGAGCCACGACUAUUACCGAAACGAGGGACAUUCAGUCUCCUGUCACGCGGACGAUCCAGCCAGAUAAUUCAGGCGGUAUCAGCACCAUCAUUGUUCAGGUGCCAGGAUCUACGCCUGCAUAUACAACAGUCACACGAAUAGGAACUGUGACUGCCCCAGUAACAUCGACAGAACCUGCACGUAGCUCAGGAGGAACUGGGACGGUUCACGUCAUCGUGCCUUCAGAUCCUGUUCUAUAUGUAACUGUCACUCGCACUGGCUCAGGAACAGCGACCGCAACGUCGACGCAGCCGCACAAACACCCAGGAGAGGCUGGGAUUGUCUAUAUCGACAUCCCUGAGCCGCUGGGCAGAUAUAACACUGUCACGCGUUUCGGAACCGGCAGUUCCAGAACGUUUACUCAGACUCCAAAUGGGCCUGGUCAAGACGGUGUCGUGGUGGUUGAGAUCCCAAUCACCGACGCGGACUACAAUACUAUCACCCAAGUGGGAACUGUCACAGCCCCAGUGACUAGAACGAUUCCUCCAAGCAGCCCAGACGGCACAGGCAUGAUUAUAAUCGAGGUCCCUCCCGCACGCUGGGCUACCGUGUCUCAUAUUGGCUCUGUAACGGAACCCGUGACCCACACCAUAUCUCCAACACGCGCAGGGGACGCCUGGAGUGUUAUUGUGGAAUUACCUCCUAUCAACACUCGUCUCAUCUACACCACUCGAUAUGGAGAGGUGGGCAGCGCUUCAACCACCACUCGGUUCUCAGGCGGCUCCUCUAACACUGGCUGGGUCAUCGUUGACCUCCCUAACCCGAUGACAACUACAAUCCGUGGUGGUGACAUCGAAUCUCCAACGACUAUUACACAGGAGCCGGCAAACCCAGGAGAAACAGGCGUUGUGGUUAUAAUAACUCCAUAUAAGUACAUAACCACGACGAGAACGUGGACUGGAUCAGAAGCAACUACAAUUACACAGAAGCCCUCUGAUCCGAAUGGAGAAGGCACUGUGGUUGUUCAGAUUCCUCCAGAUGUUACUCCUUUUGUUACUGUCACAGAUUAUUGGAAAGGGUCAACAACAAAAACUACAACUUUACCUCCAUCUGGUGCAGAUAAAACUGGGACUGUCCUGGUACAGUACCCUGAAGAUUCUCUGCACUACAUUGUCACUAGCGAGUAUUGGUCAGGCUCUGAAACCCGGACGGUGAUUAUUCCGCCCACUGGACCCGGAGGUACAGGCACGAAGAAAAUAUUAUUCCCCACUGCUGCUAUUCGCUACAUUGAUACAUCUACGACCUGGACGGGAUCUACAACUCGUGUGUGGACCGAGCCUCCCUCUAGGCCUGGAGAAACAGGAGUCAUACAUCAUGACGUGCCGGCUAUGCGUUAUGUUACUGUAACAAAUUUUGGAACAGAAUCGACGACUCGUACAUACACACAAGAGCACUCUGGCUCUGAUAUGACUGAUACUAUUGUGGUCGAAAUGCCAUGGAUCACCUCCUGGACUACUAUCACCAACACUUGGACAGACUCGACAAGUCGUACAUCUACUCAAAUGCCAUCUGGCUCCGGCAGGCUAGGUACGAUUUUAGUUGAGAUACCGCCUACUGCUAUUGCUUGGACCACAACAACGGUAACGGGAAGCGACAGCAUCACUCGGACUAUUUCUCAGACGCCUUCUGGCCCGGGGAAGACCGGCACGGUCGUCGUGCUAGUCCCGUCUGCUAUCGACCAGUACAUUACUACGACGAUCAUGGGCACUGGAACCGGAACCGUUACGAGGACUCAAACUCCAACUGAGCCUGGCGCUACGGGAACUGUGAUCAUUGAAGAGCCUCCUGCUGCGGCUAAGUAUGUCACUUUGACAACAACUUGGACUGGUAGCACCACCACGACCACUACCAAGCAACCAGACUCGCCAGAUCAGACCAGAACCGUGGUUGUUUUUGUGCCUCCAAGCAUCACGCCAUAUGUUACUACUACGAUCACUGGAACUCAGACAGCAAGUGAAACCAUUACGACUACUCGAACUCCAACUGAGAGCAGUCACGGUCACUACGCUUUACUCGGGGACUUCUGUAUUGGCAGGGCCAACAACACUCUCGACGAUCCCUGCCUCUGGAUCGGUUCCUGUGCAUCGGCCAGUACUGUGACCACAGAGCUGCCCAUAAGCUCAGGCGCGGCGCCAGUGGUUAUAAUAGACUUGCCCCAGACAUAUACAACGAUAACUCGCUGGGCAACUACCAUCUCAGUCCCCUCAACGACAACUCAGACUCCUGCGAACCCAGGAGAUCCGGUCACUAUCUUGCUAGAAUCUCCGCAACCCUAUACAACCACCACCCGAUAUGGAAGUGUAUCAGCCAGUACAAUGACCACAGAAUUGCCUAUAAGCGCAGGCGCGGCGGCAGUUGUUCUUAUAGAUUUACCGCAGCCGUAUACAACGAUAACCACUUGGGGAGGUGUCUCAUUUCCCUCGACGGUAACGCAAACACCUCAGAGUAUUGGAGAAGUCAUCACGGUAAUUGAACACCUUCCUCAGCCUUACACAACAACAACAAGAUGGGGCAGUGUGACAGUGAGCAGUAUUACUACUGAGUCUGCGUCUGUUGAAGGCCAAGAAGCAACUGUGAUUAUCGAUCUGCCACAGCCAUAUACAACCGUGACUAGGUACGGCAGCGUCACAGCCAGCAGUGUCACGACGGAGAUGCCAACUAGCGAUGGACAGACUGCUUCUGUCUUCAUAGAUCUCCCGCAACCAUAUGCGACGAUCUAUAGAUACGGAGGAGUGACAGCAAGUAGUAUCACCACACAGAUGCCAACGGUUGAGGGGGAGGUAGCUUCAGUCUACAUCGAUCUUCCUCAGCCUUAUGUCACCACCACUCGGUAUGGAAGUGUGUCAGUCAGCUCUAUUACCACUCUUGACCCUGCAAGUCUGGGAGGGACGGCAACAGUGAUAGUCGACCUGGCCCAGCCUUACACAACCGUAACUAGGUAUGGAAGCGUUACAGCAAGCGCCAUCACGACGCAGAUGCCUACGGUUGAAGGGGAUGUUGCUUCAGACUAUAUUGAUCUCCCUCAGCCAUAUACGACGAUCUAUAGGUACGGAGGCGUGACAGCUAGCGAGACUACUACCGAAAAAGGCGCGAUUCCUGGCGAUACAGAUACUGUCUACAUAGACAUUCCAUUCUCUACAACGACAAUCACUGAACUCUAUACCGGCGCAUCGUCCAUUACGGGGGCUAUAGCUGUCUCGACCAUUCCUGCAUCUGGAUCAGUUCCGGCUACCAUCGUCAUGGCCACGCCGCCUGUCUUUUCAACACGGUUCCAUACUGGAGCAAGCCCGGUUUCUGGUCCAGUCACUGUGACUACUCUAUACGGGUCUGGGAGUGAUCCUGCUACUGUCGUGGUUGAGACACCGCCGGUGACCAUAACCCAAAGAUACUCCGGCUCUUCGACUGUCACCUUGACUACAAUCACACCGACUGGGACAGAGGAUGGAACCGUCGUGAUCGGGAUUCCCUCACCUCAACCUGUCACUAGCUAUCGUCCAUACUCGGGGACCUCUCCAGUCAGCGCUGCUGUCACCGUGACAACUCUUCAGCCCUCAGAUCCUGACGAUCCGGCAACUAUUGUUAUCGAGACACCCCUUGUAACCAUCACGCGGCCAUAUACAGGCACAGAGGUCUUGUCUGGUCCGACGACUGUGACUACUAUCUCGGGUACGGUGGUCGUCGAGACGCCUCCAGUCUAUCUAACACGAUUAUAUACCGGAUCAAAUGCUAUCACGGGGCCAACUACGGUUUCAACGAUCUCCCCUUCGGGCGAUCAUCCUGGCACAAUCAUCGUUGAGACUCCUCCCAUCACAAUCACCAGAUUCUACACAGGUACAGAGAUACUCUCAGCUCCUACAACUGUCACCACAAUCACUCCAACGGGUACGGAGCAGGGGACGGUGAUCGUCGAGACGCCUCCUAUUACAAGCACGAGGUUUUACACAGGCACGGAGACCUUGUCUGGCCCGGUAACGAUAACUACAAUUACACCAACAGGAACAGAAGCUGGCGUCGUUAUAGUUGAGAAGCCACCUGUAAGAGUCACCCGGUUCUAUACUGGUACAUCAGUGAUUUCCGGCCAAAUAACUGUCACGACUAUCGUUCCGACUGGUACCGAGGACGGCACUAUUAUCUAUGAGACACCGCCGAUUACAGUGACCGAGUUCUACACAGGAACAGAUGUAAUCACUGGGCCUUUGAUACUCACAACAAUAACACCGACCGGAACUGAAGCAGGGACUGUUAUCGUGGCUACGCCGCCAGUAACUAUCACUGUAUUCUAUACUGGGACAGAUGUUUUGACUGGCGUAACCACUGUUACAACAAUAACACCAACAGGAACUGAAGCAGGGACUGUUAUCGUAGCGACACCGCCAGUGACCAUCACUCAACGCUAUUCCGGGACUUCUGUUCUAUCUGGUCCGCUAACUCUGACCACUGUGACGCCUACCGGUACUGAGGCAGGGACUGUGAUCAUUGCUACACCGCCGCCGGCGACUGUGACGAGCACGCGACGAUAUACUGGCACUUCAAGUUUGAGCGGCGCAAUCACUGUGACCACCCUUCAACCGACCGGCACAAACGAUGGGCCGACCGUUGUUGUCGAAACGCCUGCACCGCAGCCAUCCACCAGUUAUCGGCAGUACUCCGGAACAUCCAGCAUCAAUGCAGCCAGAGCCGUAACGACUUAUCCGCCAACAGGCACAGACGAUGGAGGUAUCGUGGUCGUGGAGACACCAGCACCACCUCCAGCUUUCAGCUGUGAUGAAGGCGGAUACUUGAUCCAAGUCCGAACUCUCUACAGGCUCAACCUGGUCACAGGAGUCAAUUCUCUGGUAGCACAGAAUGUUGGACCUGGAGCACCUUCUGGUACAACCAACGGCGGAACCAUUAAUCCUAUUGGCUACAAUAUCAAGGAUAAUCUCAUUUAUGGAAUUGUCCAGAUUGCAACUGGAAAAAGCCAAGUCAUUCGGAUUGGUUCCACCGGAUCGUAUACGCUGAUGAACACCUUCAUUGAUGGAACAUGGAACACUGGCGAUGUAGAUUCUGAUGGCAUUUUCUGGAUCUCAACAUAUGGAAAGGCGUGGGCGAAGAUUGAUGUGAACCCAACAUCGGCAACCUACGGCAAGGUUCUUGAACAAGGAACCGCAACGUCCGCAAAUAACUGUGCUGACUGGGUAUCUGUACCUGGAGGAGGCCGCUAUCUAUAUGCUCUUCAGGGAAAUACGUCAAAGACAGUACUGGCAAGAUGGAGCCUCGACACGAAAACUUGGGAAGUGAUCAAAGACUUCGGUCAUAUCGCAGGUGACAACCUUUGGGGAGCGGCUUAUUCGGUUGGUAACAAGCUCAUGUAUGCUUCGGAAAAUACGUCUGGAGUCAUUUACCGAUUCAACGUUGAGACUGGAGCGAAAUCUCUUGUAAUUAAUGGGCCGAAGACAUCACAAAAUGAUGGAGCGCGUUGUGUCAACGCUUCACCUCUCACAUAG
Fusarium proliferatum ET1 is the source of this 6129-nucleotide messenger RNA. RefSeq lists its product as uncharacterized. Lineage: Eukaryota; Fungi; Ascomycota; Sordariomycetes; Hypocreales; Nectriaceae. The record is from RefSeq and is a predicted model, not a curated record. The transcript has 6 exons. Gene Ontology annotation, biological process: cell adhesion. The coding region runs from base 1 to 6129 and encodes 2042 amino acids. Gene Ontology annotation, cellular component: fungal-type cell wall.